Pichia kudriavzevii is the source of this 1647-nucleotide messenger RNA. RefSeq lists its product as uncharacterized. The record is from RefSeq and is a predicted model, not a curated record. The coding region runs from base 1 to 1647 and encodes 548 amino acids. Lineage: Eukaryota; Fungi; Ascomycota; Pichiomycetes; Pichiales; Pichiaceae. The transcript has a single exon. Gene Ontology annotation, molecular function: mRNA binding. Gene Ontology annotation, cellular component: cytoplasm; ribonucleoprotein complex; nucleus.
AUGACAAUUGAUAUAGAUACCGUCCAACGUAGUAUGGCUGUCUCCGAGACGGACCCUAAUCCCGACAUUGGAUCGGCAACACAAGACUUGAAGAUCCAAAAAGGCCCUGUUGUCUCUGAGAGGAAUGUUUCUGGCCCUGAGAUGCUUGCGGAGCAUGAGAGUGAUGUCAGAGGCGGAGCUAAAGCAAGCGGUGAAGGUGAAGGUGAAGGUGAAGGUGAAGGUGAAGGUGAAGGUGAAGGUGAAGCAAACGGUGAAGCAAACGGUGAAGCAAACGGUGAAGGUGAUGGAGACGAAAAUGGUGAAGCCGAUAGAGAGGAAAAUGGUGAAAGAGAUGGUGAAGGAAAACAUCCCCAGCACCUCCAGGAGCAACAGCAGGAGAUCAUUCCUGAUAGAAUCUUUGUUGGGAAUCUUCCAUAUGAGGUGACGGAGGAAGAUGUCCGGAAUUUGACUCCUGAAUUUGAGGUUGUCUCUGUGGAGAUUCCAAGAAAGACAUAUUUGAACAGGGCCUUGAAUAGAACUUUCCUACAAUCUAAAGGUUACGGUUUCAUCACAUACACUAAUGCAGAUGAUGCCAAGAUGGCCAUCGACUCAAUUGUAGGCAAGUUUAUCUCUGGAAGAGAAAUCUACGCCAAAUACGCAUUACCUCAGAACAAGGAAAAGUUCAAGCAGCAGCAGCAGCAGCAACAGCAACAUCCACACCAUCAUCAACAUCAACAUCAGCAGCAGCAGCAAUUGCAGCAAAAUGGGGGUUUUAUGCCAUACCAACAAUAUCCUAGGUUUGCGAGAUUCCAGGGAACCCCUCGUUACCACCAAGGCCAAAGACCUAUUCACCAAAUGCAAUUUUAUGCUCAACCUCCUCCUGGCGUCGAGUACUACUACUCUCAACCCCCUUCUCAUGUGCCAGCUCCUCAGGGAGUAUAUUCUCCUAAGCAGCAGCAACAACAACAACAACAACCAUAUCAGGUACCAGAGUCACACCAACAAGCACCUAUGCAGGACCAAGCGGAAGAACAUGGUGAAACAUGUGAUUCGGUGCAGCCUGUUGAUCGAAAAUUCUUUGAUAGCUUACCAAAGGAGACAAUCAAGCCCUUUAUUCCUCAACCUAUUGCGAUUUUUGCACCCCCAUACCAGACAAUACCAUUAUAUAGUCAACAACAGCAACAAAGUAGAGAGGACAAGCAGAGGAGAUUGGAGAAUGGUGUUCCCUCAAAGACCACCAUUUUUGUUGGCAAUUUGGAGAGAAACCUAACUGUUGAAGAUGUUGGAGAUUUCAUGAAGGAAUUGAACCCAAUCAAUAUCAAGGUUCCAAGGAAGGUUUUACCGCCGGAUGUUUAUAGAAUGCUCAAGCUACAAGGUAUUGCCAUUCAAAAUAAAGGUAUUGCGUUUGUCAGGUUCUCUAACGAGGAGUCGCAAAAACGGGCAAUUGACAUGUUCAACGGGAAGGUCUGGAAGGGCAAGAAACUAAAUGUUACAAUAGCCAUCAACGUCAAUGAUGAUCUCCAAAGCACCCAGCAACCUGGCGAGGGCGUUGGUGCUGACGCCGACGCCGAUGUUGUUGAUAAUGGCGAUGCUGUUGGUGUUGCUAUUGAGGAAGACAAAACAGACUGUGAAGAUGUAGAAAUAAAACUCGCUGAAAAUGACGGAUGA